CAGCUCUCUGGUAGUCUGUUAGUAGAUCCAGAUUUCAGCGUUCAUUUGGGUGAGCUAAAGCAUAGCUUGGAUUCUGACUUCUACAGGUUUUCUGGCUUUGCCACUGGUAGAGAAGACCCAAGUUUUUGUGACACAGCUGCUACGGGACAAUGUUUUAGGAUCUCCCCGGCUAAGAGAAAGGGACUGUCUUUGGAGUCUGUACAAUGAACAAUGACGACGAGUUCUUUGACGCCGUCACAGGCUUGGAAUCAGACGAGUCUUGUGAAGGCACGUCGGAGGCCAGUUUUAAAGAUGCCGUAGUGUUUGAUGGCUCUGAGAAGAACAAUGGUUCCGUGCCACAGGAGAACGGAAUCACGAAACGCAGAACGAAGCUGCCUGCUCCAAUGUUCUCAAGAAAUGACUUCAGUGUGUGGAGCAUCCUGAAGAAAUGUAUUGGGCUGGAGCUGUCCAAGAUCACCAUGCCCAUCGUGUUUAAUGAGCCUCUCAGCUUCCUGCAGAGAAUCUCUGAGUACAUGGAACACACAUACCUCAUACACAGAGCCUGUUCUCAGACCGACUCUAUAGAGCGCAUGAAGGCUGUAGCAGCAUUUGCAGUCUCUGCAGUAGCGUCGCAGUGGGACAGAACUGGAAAGCCUUUUAAUCCACUGUUAGGAGAGACCUAUGAACUUACACGGAAGGACCAGGGUUUUAGACUUAUCUCUGAGCAAGUGAGUCACCACCCGCCCAUCAGUGCCUUCCACGCUGAGAGUCUGUCUGGAGACUUUGCAUUUCAUGGCUCCAUCUACCCCAAACUGAAAUUCUGGGGUAAGAGUGUGGAGGCGGAGCCCCGAGGAACCAUCACGCUAGAGCUCCUCAAUCACAAAGAGGCAUACACUUGGUCCAACCCUAUGUGCUGCGUACACAAUGUCAUCCUGGGUAAACUGUGGAUUGAGCAGUAUGGAACAGUAGAGAUACUAAACCACAGUACUGGAGAUAAGUGUGUGCUGAACUUCAAGCCCUGUGGGAUUUUUGGAAAGGACUUACACAAAGUCGAGGGUUACAUCCAGGACAAGAGUAAGAAGAAAAGAUGUGUGAUCUACGGCAAGUGGACUGAAUGUAUGUGGAGCGUGGACCCUCACGAUUAUGACACCAACCGCAAGACGGAAAAGAAAGCAGCCCCAGACACUAAAAAACAGAAACAGGAGGAGACAGUAGGUGGAGACACUGAUGAUGCUGAUGAUAUACCAGAGGGACAGGAGACUGUAUCAGUCAUAUCUGGGAGUACUCUACUUUGGAGAAUAUCAUCUAGACCAGCUCAUUCAGCCGAGAUGUAUAACUUCACAAACUUUGCCAUUACGCUGAAUGAGCUGGAGCCUGGCAUGAAGGAAGUCCUGGCACCCACAGACUGUCGCCUCCGUCCCGACAUCAGAGCCAUGGAGAACGGCAAUAUGGAUGAAGCAAGCAGAGAGAAGGAGAGAUUGGAGGAGAAGCAGAGAGCAGCUCGUAAGAAGAGGGGCAAAGACAAUGCUGAUUGGUCCACUAGGUGGUUUACUUCUGGAACAAACCCUUAUACAGGAAACCAGGACUGGCUGUACACUGGCGGCUACUUUGAUAGGAAUUACACAGACUGUCCUGAUAUUUACUGAUGGCCAAGGGCUUUGGUUUAGGAGUUCUGUCUUUGGUUCUCUCUCGUCAUGACUCCCAUCUGAAACGCGCCUGACAUGGUUAGCGUUUUUCCACUAAGCACCGCGUCCUUCACAGCACACACUGAUGUUGUCCAACUAGUGUUACUUCUCAUCCCCUACCAUUCCCAAACACAAGUAGGCUACACCAAACAAUCUUCCAUACCCUGGUGGAUAGAGAGUCUUUUUUUAUUAAUAGUUCACUGCAAAAAAAACAGGGCUUUGUGUAGUGGUAGAUCAUUUUUUAAGGUGGGUAGGAGAGAACUGGGUAACUUUUUUUUGUUUUGUUUUUGACUGUUAGCCAUAGUGUUUGCAUUUGAUGCACACUCAUUCACACGGUUUUUACUAUAAAGAGAGAUUUAUUCUUUCUUCCUUUUGGACCUCGAGAGUCUCCUCCUGAGUCAUAACCCUCCCUUCUUCUCUUUCUUUCCUUCUACUUUGUGUUAAUUUUUUUCAUCUGUAGAUUAAACGAGGCCCUAUUACCUGAGGUGUUUUUACCAACAUAGUGAACAGUGACAGUCCACAGGUGUCUGCUGUGUCUAAGAAAUCCAGUAUUUCAUCUUAUACAUCACACACAUUACUGUAAAGCACAGUCAGUUUCACAGCUAAAACCACUUAUAGUGGAUGUUUCACUUGUGGUGGAACUAGAAUGAGUAAACUUCCAAUAUUAAGCUGAUUAUUGUUAAUUUAAGGAACGAUUAUAAAAAAACAAUGUCGGUUGGUUAUAGUGAACCGAACGUGUGUACAUGUUUGUGGUGACAACCUUUGUGUAUGAAUGUAUGCCAGUGGUCAUUUGUGCAGAAACUAAAGCCAUAUAACAUAUUUAAACUACAGGUACAGUGUGUCACCCUUGGAUGAUUUGGAGGUCAUUUCAAAGUAGAAAUUCAUGAGUUCACAUGCCCCCCCCCCCUUUUUUUUAUGGAAAAAUCAUGACUCAGCAUCUUCUAAUAGCACUAAGAAGCAUUACACUUACAUGAUUAUGUCUUUGGUAACCAUAAUAUUUCUUUUUCUUUUGAAAAGACAUUUUGUCAAAUAAUAGUAAUAAUAAUACAGUUAAUCUGCAUUGUAAAGGUGACCCAUCUUUAUUUCUAUGAAUUUACAUGGUCAGAGUUUGACUCUGUUGAACAUAGAUCACCACCUUAUUUUAAUGUAAAUGUGUUUACCCACAAUCAGUUAAUAUUAUAUGUAUUUAUUUCUCUGCACUCAUACUCUGACUGAGUCCAUUUCACACUUAAGGAUUUCACUUUGGGUACGUCUUUAGCCGUGUUCAGUCCAUUGUGCUACACAUCUGUGUAAAAUAGCAUACAUUCCAAAUUUUGUUUUGUUUUGAUGUUAACCACUCGACAACUGUGUGAGAAUUUCAGCAUACCCAUCAUUACAUGCUACAGUUGUAGUUUAGCUGACUCCAAAUGUAAGCAGCCACACACUGUGUUAAUUAGCAUACUCCAAACGCAAGGAGACACACACUGUGCAUUUGAGAGGACAACAGAAAUCUAUGCAACUCACGAAUAGCUCAAAUCCUGAUUUAUUUCAUUAUGUCACGACGUUUAUCAUGAGUGUGCACGAUCGCAAGUCCACCUUAAUUCAUGAUUAACUAUUCCUGUCUUUGUGGGCAGCUUAUUUUCAUGUAAAGAAAAAAGCACAGAAUUUCCUCUUUAUCAUUAAUUAACCCCACCCCCAUCCCCACACCUUUCUGUACCACGACCCCCACACCACCACCUCCAUCACUACUGUCGUUUUAGUGAAUUUGUGUCUGAUAUUUUUAUUUUAGAUCUAAAAAUGUCUUUGUUGAAUGAAAUGCCUUUGAUACUGAGGGAAUCUAGCUAUGAAGUGUGCACUGCUUAAUGAAAGCAGUAGCACAGUGAUGCUAGAUUUUUUUUCUAUUGUUUCAGUGCCUCAAUUUGAAUAUGCCAGUAAGUCACUAACAUUUGGGCUCUUUUGUUUUUGUAGAUUUGUUACUUGCCUUCAUUCACUUGAAAGGCUGUUUAAAAAUUCAGUGGAGAGUAUUUCUCAAAUUCAUUUGUUUUGCUAACCCCUUGUUUAUAUAUUUUCAGCAGUAAAUACCAAUAAAAACAUUGACAUUUUCAUAAACGCCAUGAUGGGCAGAACACCCUGCUUUUGGUUGCACCUAUAUUUGUUCAAGCUGUUUCAUAAAAAUGUAAAUUUUAUUGUCUGAGACCUAGCAAUAUAAAACUAAUGUACCAUCAUUGACAGAAAUCUUAUGAGGGUUCAUGUGAAAUGAUUGCAUAAAAUAUCCUAUGUUUAGUAUUUUACCAUUUUCCUUGACUGUAUGUCUCAGCUGUUAAUGUAAAAAUGUGUGCUUUUUAAUGUUCUCAAUGUUGCACAUCUGUUUUAGUAAUCACAAGCACAUAGCGCAUUAUUUUGUGCGAUGAUUUAUUUUUAUAGUAUUUAAAUACUUUUUUGGUGAGAAAAUUAUGGAAAGUAUUUUAUUUUGAGGUGGGAUUCAGAUGUCUAAAACAUUUGGUGUUCAAACUCACUGGAUACCAUUCUGGCCUGGUGGAGCUCUACUAAUAAAGAUCUUAAUUUUA
Molecule: messenger RNA, 4210 nt
Organism: Chanos chanos (milkfish)
Lineage: Eukaryota; Metazoa; Chordata; Actinopteri; Gonorynchiformes; Chanidae
Gene: osbpl2b
Product: oxysterol binding protein-like 2b
Exons: 14
Coding region: 204-1625 (473 amino acids)
Cellular component (GO): plasma membrane; perinuclear endoplasmic reticulum; cytosol
Molecular function (GO): cholesterol binding
Source: RefSeq, a predicted model, not a curated record